AUGGAGUGUCAAACUUGUCAUAACUACCAUCGUAAAUUUUAUUGUGCUAAUUGUCUCCUCGAAAGAUUAAAAAAGUAUAAUUCCGAAUACAAAAAAAUCACCCUCGUCAAACAGCAAAAAAUAGAGCGAGCUAAUAAAUUUCUUUCAGGAUCUGUAAGAAAUCUUCAAAUAAGUUUAGCUGAUAAACAUAAUAGACUACAAAAACUAAACAACUUGGAAAUCGAAGUGAAAAAAAGAAAAGAAGAAAUAAGUAGAGAUCGUCAAGAAAUCGAUUCAAGAAAAAAAAUUUUACAAUCAAGAAGACAAUUAUUAUUAGACACGCAUACUUAUUUUAAAAAAUUUAAAUCACAUCAAAAAUCUAUUAUAACAAAAGAUAUUGACAAUAUUAAAGAAAAUUGGCGCAAUGUACAUCAAGUCUUAAUUCAGUCAAGAAAAGUUUUGAUUAGUGAAUUGGUUUCUAUAUUUGAUUUAAAAAAAUUAAAUGAUUAUGAAAUAAAAUAUUAUCAAAAUAACGAUGAUGGAGGCAUCAAUAUAGAAAAUAAUGUAAUGUCUUUAUCAACAAAUGGAAUAGGAAAAAAUGAAGAUUUUGAAUUUUCUAUUGCUGGAAGAACUUUGCCAAGAAAAUUCGAUUUUACAAAUUAUCAAUUUGAGGAAAUCAAUACAGCGGUGGGCCACGUAAUACAUAUGUUAGGUUUAGUAGCGCAUUAUCUUGGUGUAAAUCUUCCAUUUACGUUAGAUUUAAUUUUAUUAAAAAUAUCAGUAAUAACGAAGGACUUUGAUAAUAAUAGUAAAAGGACACCACUCUUUUUAACAGUCGAAAAUCUGGAAAGUUUUACCGUAGGAAUGGCCAUGUUGAAUUAUAAUAUUGCUUAUCUAUGUCAUACUCAAGGUAUUGAAAUACCUUAUCAUAAAGUUCCUCAUACUUUACAUAAUUUAUUUCUUUGUUGCCAUGCUUCUAAUCUUGGAAGGUAUGGACAUCUUACUGAAAUUUAUCGAAAACCCGAUCAAUCGUUUAAUUUGGAUUUUCAAGAAGUUGUGCGAAUGAUGUUGGCACCUAGAAAUGGUUCAGAUAUAAAAUAUGAUUUAUUAAUUUACAAUAUUAUCGGAACUACUUUAAAUGAUUAUUUUGAAGGAGAUAAUGAAGAUGAUAAUGAAAAUGAGGAUGGAGAAAAUUGGGUUCUUUGUGAUACUGUAUAA
Funneliformis geosporum is the source of this 1197-nucleotide messenger RNA. The record is from the annotation of a GenBank genome assembly. NCBI's taxonomy places the organism in Eukaryota, Fungi, Glomeromycota, Glomeromycetes, Glomerales, Glomeraceae.